Messenger RNA from Diprion similis, 1686 nucleotides. RefSeq names its product pyruvate kinase PKM-like. NCBI's taxonomy places the organism in Eukaryota, Metazoa, Arthropoda, Insecta, Hymenoptera, Diprionidae. The coding region runs from base 1 to 1686 and encodes 561 amino acids. The transcript is spliced from 9 exons. Gene Ontology annotation, cellular component: cytoplasm. The record is from RefSeq and is a predicted model, not a curated record. Gene Ontology annotation, molecular function: pyruvate kinase activity; potassium ion binding; magnesium ion binding. Gene Ontology annotation, biological process: glycolytic process.
AUGUGUUCAAGUGACAGGAACGUAGCUCUCAAAGCAAAGAGCUUGUGCAAACGCAUGCCAUGGAUGAUGCGUCUCGAAGAUCACUUAAUCCCUGACAACCAACUUGGCGCAGCUUAUCAGAAAACACGAAUAGACCAUGAAAUGCUUCUGAAUGUGAACAGUGAUCCAAAGAUCGCCAGACUGACAGGAAUAAUGGUAACUCUAGGAGAGAAAAAUUCCCAUCCGAUGGGAAUAACUGAUAUUGUUUUGUCGGGGGCUGACAUGGUGAGAAUGAACAUGUCACACAAAGAACCUAAGUGGCACGCUAUAAGUGUACAAUCUAUCAGAGAAGCUGGAAACAGAAUUCAUCGGUGUCGUCGCGAAGUAUUUCCCUUGGCUGUUGCAAUGGAUUUACGUGGACCUGAAAUACGUACAGGGCUUUUCAAUGGAGCGGAAGACUCGAUGGGAUAUGCAGAGUUCAAAGAAGGCAAUUCUGUGAAAUUACUAGUCGAGGAUAAUAUGAAACGAACUGGUUGUGAUAAGUGUUUUUGGGUGUCUUAUCCUGAUUUGCCUAGAUUUUGUAAGGUUGGUGAUAAAAUUUACAUCGAUCGAGGGGCAGUUAUCUUAGAGACUACUUGUGUAGCGGAGUGCACUGUGACCUGCAAAGUAGUGAAAGGUGGAAUUGUCAGGAAUGAGAAGCUAGUGCAAUUAGUGGAUGGAAUUCCUGAGCUACCUCAAGUGUCUGGGAAAGAUGAUGCCGACAUUGGCCUGGCCCUGGACUUUGAAUGUGAUCUUUUGAUAGUGUCUCAUGUGCGAAAUGGGCAAAUGAUAUGCGCUGUCAAAGAUAGAAUAAAACAAAUUGGAACACGGCCAAUUUGCGUUGUGGCGAAAAUUUCAUGUAAUCAAGGUCUUGAGGCUUUCGAUGAUAUCCUAAAAGUAGCAGAUGCAAUCAUGAUUGAUAGAGCUGGAAUUGAAGUAGAUAUCCGACCCGAGAAAGUGUUUUUAGCACAAAAAUGUAUAAUUUCAAAAUGUAACAGAGUUGGCAAACCAGUUAUCAUAGCCGUUCGCAUAAAAGGAACUGAACCAUCGUACACAGAUAUGAACGAUAUUUCCUGUGCAGUUCUUGAUGGUGUUGAUUCCAUAUUUCUUGCAACAGGAGCACUGAGUGUUGACGAAACUGUGAAAGUUGUUAAGAACGUUGAUAUCGCUUGUAGAGAAGCCGAGUGCGCCCGAUGGCAGAGACAGACUUUUGAAGAACUUAGUUACAAAGCUCUAAUACCCCUCGAUCCAACGCAUUCUAUUGCUGUUGCUGCCAUCGAGACAUCUAUGAAGUGCAAUGCAGCUGCUAUAAUUGUUACCACAACAACUGGACGUUCGGCAAUGAUGUUGUCUAUUUAUCGUCCUCGCUGUCCCAUCAUUGCUGUCACUAGGUACGGUAUUGUGGCACGCUGGCUGCAAGUGUAUUUUGCGGUUCACCCAAUCCAUUACAGAAAUCCACCAUAUCCAGAUUGGAGUAAGGAUAUGGAUUACCGAAUACAACAUGCAAUGAAUUACUCUCGUAGUCAUAAAUUUGUGGAAGUUGGAAAUGCAGUUGUCAUAGUUAGCGGAUGGCGUCAAGGCUCAGGAUUUACAAAUUGCAUACGUAUAGUUUAUGCUUCGCCAGGAAAUAUUCCAAACUUGUCCGAAGACUUUGAGGAGUCUUGGUGA